GCUCUAUUAGUUUUCCUCUAAAAAACUAAAACCUCACCUGUUUUCUUCAAUGCAAUUUCAAUGUUUCACUCUCCCGGAACAAAUAGCAAAAUUUCAGUGGAGAAUUCGUGAUAGGAGAAACAGCGGGUGGAAAGCAGGCUUCUUUAGUGUUUUUGCUCAGCUUCGGAGAUGGGAGCGUUAGCUCCAGUCUCCCUUUGGAUUCCAGAAGAUGACCUUUUGUUGAAGAACGCAAUCGAGGCUGGUGCCUCCUUAGAAUCUCUUGCUAAAGGUGCAGUGCAAUUCUCCCGAAAAUUCACUGUUCGAGAACUGCAAGAUCGGUGGUAUUCUCUCCUUUAUGAUCCAGUUGUUUCUGAGGAGUCUUCAUCUCGCAUGAUUGAGUUUGAGCAGUCCACUUCCACCAUUACAUCGAAAUUCAGUAGAGCAGGAAAUUCAAAAGAAAACAAAAGUUUGUCUGGGAAGAGAAAAUCUGAGGGUGUCCGUACUUGUUACUAUGCUUCACGUAAAAGAAUUCGCAAUGAGCCCUUUAACUCCUUCCAGCUGGGUUUCCUAAUUUCUCCUGGUGAUAACAAUUAUUUUGGAAACAAAGGUGAAUCUGGAAGCAGCAUGCUAGGAGAAGCAAUCUCUGACCAUUUGGGAUUUCAAGAAUCAAAUUUGGAUAUCAUGCAUUUUCCCUUCCCACAGGUUUUGUCUGAUGGUGAUGCUGCCACCAGAAAUGAUGGUACUGCUCAUGUUUUUCAUACAACAAUGCAUAACCAAAUUAAAGAUAAUUUUUCAGCUCAGGCAGUUAAUAUACAUGAGGACAUGUGUCAUAUGGUUGGGGAGAACAGUUCUUUUGUUCAGAAUGGCCCUGCAAUUGGGGAAUCAUGUCAUGUGGAGGACUUGCCUAUGCAGAACCUGUUCGAAGCUGAUGAUUUAGUGAUGAAAGCAACAUCUACAUUUGAUCAAAUUAACAGUGACCUAGACAAUGUUCAUGCUGAGUUCGUAGAGAACCAGGUUUUCAAUUUACCAAUUGCAGAAUGCGAUGCAUCAUUCCAAAACUUGGAGUACCCAUCCCCACUUCCUGAAAUGUCAAUCUGGAGAGAUGAAGGGCUACCAGCUUCUACACUUGCUAUUGAUGAGUGCCUUAGGGAAGUAGAUCCACAUGCAGGAGAUAGAUGUGUACUUCCUGAUGUUGGUGGUGCUAAGAACAAUGCAUCAGAACAUAACAUUGGCCACAUAGAGUCUCACUUAAACUCAGAGAUGCAGUGUGAUCAAAUUAAAGAUCAAACUGCAAGCACAGAAGGUUAUCUGGUGGAAAUAACCAAUGCUCUAUUAGAUGAUGAGCCUUUUUUCAUUGAUGUCAAUGGAAAAGAUGCAAUAGAGAAGUCUUAUUAUGAUGGUCUAAGCUCACUUUUGUUAACUUCACCAAAUGAUGGUAAUCAAGAUCACAUUCCUGAAAUAACUGAACAGGAGACAACACAAGAUAAGCAACCAAACAUACCAGGUGCAAGCCAUGGGGAAUUGGACAUCAAUGGGAGAUCAUGUAUUGGGGAUUGGAAUGUAGGUUUCGGUUUAGAGGUCCUGAUGGUGACAUCUACAUUAGAUUCAAACAGUCAACAGCCUGAGCUGACUAAUGGUGUCCUAUGUUGCACAUUGAACACUGAGGAUCUAGAAAUUCCAUGCAAUGAUGAUAUCAUCUCCCAGAGCGAGCUUCCCCUAAUUUCAGAUCCCACAGUGCGACAGAGUUUCAAAGAAGCUGGCAAUCCACUAUCUGCAUCUGUUAAGCAUGCUUCUGGAAGUCAAAAUAAUGCUAAAUCUCAAAUAAUAGGAUCAAAGAUGAAACUGGAAAAGGGACUACACCAUGUGAUUGGUGGCUGCAAGGUUAAACCUGAGGACUCCUCACAGAGAGCAUCUAAAGGCGCAUCGUCUGCUUGUUGUGAUUCGACUAAACUUGAUUGCAUUAAUGGUAGCAUAGACACCAUUCGACCUUCAAUGCUGGAGAAUCAGUGCAACGAAAACACACUGCAAAACCAUGAUAGUUACCCUCAGUCAAAUGCUACCUGUGCUAAACAGGAAUUUGAUGCUCCUACAAUGAAUCAAGAUCACCAAGCCUUGGAAGUGGGGCCCGUGGAUAUAAUUUCUACACAAUCUGUAUUUGAACCUUCAACAAAUUUGGAAGGGUUACCCAUUGAAAGCAAUGAUGAUGUACCUUAUUUUUCAGAUGUGGAGGCAAUGAUACUGGAUAUGGAUUUGGAUCCGGAAGACAAUGAUUUAUAUGAUCAGGAAGUUGCUAGGUAUCAACAUGAGGAAACUAAAAGGGCAAUUAUAAGGCUGGAGCAAGCUGCCUGUUCCUACAUGCAUAGGGCCAUUGCGUCUCAUGGAGCAUUUGCUAUUUUGUAUGGUCGCAAUUCAAAACAUUAUAUUAAAAAACGCAAGGUCUUACUUGGUAGAGCAACAGAAGAUUUUGCUGUUGACAUUGACCUGACUAGUGAAGGACGUUCUAAUAAAAUAUCACGGCGACAGGCAAUGAUAAAUAUGGAGAAAGAUGGAUCUUUCCAUCUGAAAAAUCUUGGCAAAUGUUCAUUGUCAGUAAACAGUGAAGAAAUAGCGCCAGGACAGAGUUCAAGCCUUAGUUCCAGUUGUUUGAUCGAGAUAAAGGGGAUGCCAUUCAUUUUCGAGAUAAACCAAACUUGCGUGAACCAAUAUUUGGACAUUAACGUCACGCAUUAGCAUGCCAUCAGAGAUCCAGAACGUGCUCCUUUUUUUCUGCAGUCUCUGGGUUUCUUCUGUGAAAACCAUCUUUAGUUCCGAGAAGGGGCAUUAUUAAAUGUCUUCUGAUAUUACAAGCCAAUUUUCCUACGCAGCAGGAAAAGUUUUUUAUGUGAAGAAAACGUUGGAAUAAAAAAUAUCAAAUGCACCGUAAUUGUGUUGUAUUUUUCUCAGGAGGUAAGAUUUAUUUACACAUAAGUCUUAUAUUACGUAUUUACAUAAAAUUUUAAUUAUUUA
This is a messenger RNA of Rubroshorea leprosula, 2985 nucleotides long. NCBI's taxonomy places the organism in Eukaryota, Viridiplantae, Streptophyta, Magnoliopsida, Malvales, Dipterocarpaceae. The record is from the annotation of a GenBank genome assembly.